This is a messenger RNA of Bipolaris victoriae FI3, 2748 nucleotides long. RefSeq lists its product as hypothetical. Lineage: Eukaryota; Fungi; Ascomycota; Dothideomycetes; Pleosporales; Pleosporaceae. Gene Ontology annotation, biological process: protein K11-linked ubiquitination; anaphase-promoting complex-dependent catabolic process; positive regulation of mitotic metaphase/anaphase transition. Gene Ontology annotation, cellular component: anaphase-promoting complex; nuclear periphery. The transcript has 2 exons. The coding region runs from base 1 to 2748 and encodes 915 amino acids. The record is from RefSeq and is a predicted model, not a curated record.
AUGGUGACUGCAAACCCAUCCCAAGAGCGGCAGCUGCUGCUACAGGCGGAAAAGACCCUAUUACAUCCAAUUCACCCGCAUCUGAUAUCCUACUGCCCUAGCAUGGAUCUUGUUGCAGUAGUCACGGAUGAAGAGAGUCUCGAUGUCUACAGAAUCAACGGCCAAAGAGCUUUUGGUCUGAAAAGAAAGAGCGAGGAUGUGUGCGUCGAUGCCAUGCAGUGGGAAUUCAACGGCAAAAGUAUCGCUGUUAGUUGGAGCGAUGGGAGCACAGAUCUGAUCAGUGCAGAAACAGGCAAGGUUACGCACAAAGAUGUCAUGCUACCGGAUGUCGAAGAAGGAAGUGGUAGCAUGACGGAAGAGGCUCCAGCACGGGUCAAGUGUAUGGGCUGGGGUCUGAACUUCAUCAAUGUCGAUGCUGUAAAAAAGAGGACAGGCUUAAUGUCCAAGACGAAUGGCGCCACUUCUGAAAAGACUGAUGCAUUCGGGAACCCUACAACCGAAGACUGGGAUGCUUUCAAGGACGACACAACGUUGGAGGAUUUUCUGCAGCGACAGCCAGAUUUCCAAACUUUGGAUAUUGCACCCGACCUGCCAGAUCAACUUGCGAUGAUGGACGCGGAAGCGCUAUUGCCCAAGCUUCCUGCGAUACCGCUCCCACCAGCACUACCGUUCAUGCGCAUAUCGCAGGCAGAUUCCGGUGCGUUUGGUUCUCAAGCCGAGGUGGAUUCGUUACUGCAUUCACAUCACUUGAAGGAUCAUAACUCUGUGGACAUGUUCAUCCGUUUGUCUGACCGAGGGACCGUACAUCCAUCAAUAUACGAUUCGCUAGAAACGGUCAAUGUCCAACUGCCAAAGGCAUGGAACACACUACAGAUGCCGCUGUUACAUACAAGCCAUCCAUACAGCUGUACUCACAGCCUUUUGAUGCGGACAAUCUCUGCCGCAUCACCAGCAAGAAAGAGUAUCGCCUUUGUUCCGCUCACCCUCAACUUCAUCCCUACCGCGGGAAUCUACCUCCAUCUCAUAGCCGCAAAAACAUCACAGUUACAGAACCUUCUUCUAUAUAUCACACAAACCCUGCAACGGAUCAGAGCUUUCUUCAAACACGCGCAAGAUUUACCGCGCAAGUUUAUGAUGAACAUCAGCGAAACCCUCGAAGAGAAAGAGCUGGGAGACCUAGUCACGAAUCUGUUCCAUAUAGCAUGUACAGGAAAUUGUAACCCUACAAUGAAAGAAUGGCUGGUCGACGAGUUGGCAGAAGCAGGCCAUAAGCGUUGGGACACGACUGUCACAUCGUCCUUUACAACACUUCUUGCCCUUCUUCACGAGAACCUUAUCCCAGCGUUGGACCGCUGCUCCAUUGUCAUAUCACGUUUGCGCGGUCUUGCGCAGUUUCAUGAUCGAGACUGGAUCUUCAGCGGACCCAUCACCGACUUCUCAGCACUUCUAGAAACGCUGAAAAAUAUGAGGCUGCUCGCUCAUACUGCUAUGCUCUAUGCAACAGAAGAGAAGCGCCAAUUCCACAGCUUCAGCAAGUGGCUGCGUUUCACUAUCGAUUUCCAGGCUACAGAGCCGGAAUCUCAAUCGCGCGUUGAAAUGGAACAACGGGAUCCGGGAGUCGAUGUAUCACAAGUCCUUGCAUAUAUCCAGUAUGGUCUCACCAAAUCUGAUGUUGCUCUCUACUUGGGGCCGGAAGCUCAGUUAGAUCCUAAAAGUCGAGAGAAGGAGGCAGCAAGCUAUGAAGACACAAAGAGGGCGAUUGCGUUAUUGAAAGAAGGCGCGACGUUCAAGGAAGAGGCACUGUGUUUGGAACAUGUACUGCGACAUUUGGCAACAGGUGUAACGGGCUUACUAAAACAAGUGAGCAAAUGGCAGCAGGCCAAUAUUCAAAUGGACUCGGGGCUUGUUCUCGAAGACAUGGGAGCUGAAGAUGAGGAAUCGAACAUUGUGACAGAUAUGCGAAUGGUAUCUGAGAAACCUUCCGACACAGCCUCUUCCGACACCAUAUCAACCUAUAUCCUCUUCUCGUCAAAAUCCACACCAGCCCACUUGCACAUCCACCGCCUCACCCACACCCAGAGUAUAUCCCACCUAGCGCGCGAUCUCCACUCCCACGCCAUAUCCACACUGGACUUUAGCACGGAAACCGACUCCUCGACCAAGAUCCUCGACGCCAAAUUCGCAGAUGACGAAAACUUGCUGGUUCUGUUACAAACCACACAGUCAGAUGGCGACCGCAAGAAACACUCCAAACCAACAAACGUCAUCGUCUCUCUGCCUUGUACACAUACUACUGUGCCGCCACCGAUUCACAAACAGCAGCACCACCAGCACCAGCAUCAAAAAGAACAGCUGAUAUCAUUCACCCCCCUUACUUCCCCCGCUUCAGUCCCAUCUUGCCUGCUCCCUCAAGGCAAACCCGUGUCCCUUUCCUCUCGACACACCAUCCCUGUGGCGCCAGAGGACAUAGAAAAGCACACGCGCCACGUAUUCGAAGGCCGUUUCACGCCCCUCAAGUUGGUGGUUAACGGGCGAAAGGACAGGAGGGUAAUUGUGGUUUUGGGAAGCGACAGGAAGCACUAUAGGAUCUUGGAUAUGGAUUACAGUGUCAAGAAGAAGAGGAGGAAGAGCAAGGUCAGUGCACAUGUGGAGGACGACAACGAUGACGACAGUGGGAGUGAUCAGGAUGGACAUCAAGGGUAUACAAGUCAGCACGUAGAUGGGGAUGUCGAAAUGGGUGGGGCAUAG